CAAAACCCUAUUCCGAAUUGGUUUGCAACACGGACAACACACGCAACUGGAUGCUCCCACAACAAACCGAACCCGUAGUUCCUACGCAAACAUACAUCCAUCGCCAUUGUUACAACUACAUUCUUCAUUUCUCUCUGUAAAACAAACACACUCACACACACCGAGAGAGAGAGAGAUAUGGUGGGAGUGCUGUCCAACAAGAUCAGCAAGGACGAACUCAAGCCAGGCGAUCACAUCUACACGUGGAGGAACGCCUACCUCUACUCCCAUCACGGUAUAUAUUGUGGUGAUGGAAAGGUGAUACACUUCACUCGUGGGGCUGGCCACGAGAUAGGCACAGGAACACCGUUAGACCGCAUAAUUUUCAGCUCAUCUUCAUCUCAUCCUCUAGACGCUCCAUGCCCACAAUGCGGUGAUCAAUCAAGGCUUGAUGGUGUUAUAUGUUCUUGCAUCGAUUGUUUUCUUUGUGGUGGUGCACUCUACCGCUUUGAGUAUGCUGUCUCACCAGCUUUCUUUCUUGCCAAAGCUCGAGGAGGGACAUGCACCCUUGCCGCUUCUGACCCACCAGAGGAUGUCCUUCACCGUGCUGAAUUCUUACUGAAUAAUGGAUUUGGCGUCUACAACAUCUUUAAGAACAACUGUGAGGAUUUUGCAAUAUACUGUAAGACAGGUUUACUUGUCUUCAGUAACGUUUCAGUGGGUCGGAGUGGACAGGCAACAUCAUUUGUAGCUGCUACUACUGUCAUCGUUUCUUCACCACUUCGCUUCCUAACGACCAGCUUUCCUGGUCUGGUCACUGUGGGUUGUACUAUGUAUUGUGUUAGCCGUUUUGUUUCUGAUAUUGGAGUACGACGCGAUGUGGUUAAAGUUGUGGUUGAGAGGCUUGUUGCCCGCUCCGGCAUAGAUGAGUCAGAGGCUUCAACUGAGAUGGCCAAGUAAGAGUGAAUUUGUUACAAGUUGGUUGCUAUUGAAUGCUUGUCAUGGUAAAUGUUGAUAUUUGCACAUCAUUGUAUUUCUCACUUUGCCCCAAUUGAAUGCUGUCAUGCUAUAUGUUGUAAUUUGCUCUGCAUUUGUGUAUUUGCAUUGUUAUUGGUACCUUGAUGGUGUGAUAGAUGAUAUAUAAGGGAAAUAUUCUAUUUUGGUC
Camellia sinensis is the source of this 1144-nucleotide messenger RNA. Its product is annotated as protein LEAD-SENSITIVE 1. Lineage: Eukaryota; Viridiplantae; Streptophyta; Magnoliopsida; Ericales; Theaceae. The record is from RefSeq and is a predicted model, not a curated record.